Molecule: messenger RNA, 1203 nt
Organism: Hyla sarda
Lineage: Eukaryota; Metazoa; Chordata; Amphibia; Anura; Hylidae
Product: HSPB1-associated protein 1-like
Exons: 2
Coding region: 305-730 (141 amino acids)
Source: RefSeq, a predicted model, not a curated record
GUAGUAGCUGCCAUAUUGGUUUCUAUAUGGUAUUAGCGGCCAUAUUGGUUUCUAUAUGGUAUUAGCAGCCAUAUUGGUUUCUAUAUGGUAAUAGCAGCCAUAUUGGUUUUUAUAUGGUAUUAGCGGCCAUAUUGGUUCCCUAAUUUGAAAAUGACUAGGGAGGUGACUGAUCGCCCUUGCCGUCAUGUCCACCACGUACAGAUCUAUGUUGGCGCCAAUCUUUGUAUAAUAAUAAUAUAGGAAACAUGUUCUUGACGUGCAGGACUCUGAUCACGAGGCCCGGGUGGAGGAAGCCAUAACCAGGAUGGUGGUGUGCGCCUUUAAAUCGGCAGAGGGUGCAGGGAGCUCAGGCGAUUGGCUGAACCCCACUGAGGGCGGGGCGACCACUUACGAAACCAACCUGCAGUAUUUGAACAUGGCGGUUUCUGCUUUUACGGAGCACAAGAUGGCGGAAGACCAAGGUGAAGCGGCGACGAAGAAGAGGAGGAAGGAGGAGACGAAGGCUGAAGACCGGGCCGGGGGUGGCGCUGCUCCGUUCACGCGGUUCCUCGUCCCAGUUUUGCCUUCGUUGGCUAAGGAGGAUUCCGAAAGCAAAGAGAUGCAACGUGCGGGAUCGGACGGUGAAAGGGGCGCCGUAACUAGCGACGAGCUGCUGGACUGUAUGCUAGACCCGCAGGUUGUCUCCUUGGUGGCCCAGCUCUUGGUGAACAGGAGGUUAGGAAAGAGUUAACCACAAAAUGGCGCUCAGUGCUAAGGCUGAUCGCAGUCACAUGACCUGAACAUGGCUGAAAACAAUAAACUAUCUUUCUUUUCUCGAUCAGCUGAUCCUUAGCUUGACGUGGCUGAUAACAGCGAGCCAUAGAUGUAAAUUGAACUGCGCAGCUACUGAAGAAACGGCUGCUGGUGAAAUGUCCCUUAUAGGGGUACUCCGGAGGAGGGGGGGGGGGGGGAUUAAAUCACCUGGUGGCAGAAAGUUAAACAGAUUUGUAAAUUGCUUCUAUAUAAAAAUUUUAAUCCUUUCAGGACUUAUCAGUUGCUGUAUGCUCCACAGGAAGUUGUGUAGUCCUUUCUAGUCUGACCACAGUGCUCUCUGCUGCCACCUCUGUCCAUGUCAGGAACUGUCCAGGUCAGAGGAGGUUUACUAUGGGGAUUUGUUCAUACACCAGUGUAUUUCAAACUUUGUGUAUCCAGCUGUUGCAAAAC